AAAACAUAUUUUUGUAUUCAUGCUGUUGGUACAAAUGCUUAUUGCUGCAUUCAUAUAUUGCCUAAAGGAUAAUUGCCUGACGUCAUGCAACCACCCGAACUGCAGGGACACACAAAUUUAGUAAGUUUAUGAGUAUUUGAUAAUAAAAUAGUUCAAACAAAAAUAGAUAAUCACCAUCUUUCUUUGAUUGAAGUAUCACUCGUGUAGAAGAGGAAAUAAAUAAUAAUUUCAUAUCUAAUUUAAUGGCCUAAUUGAAACAAAUUAUCCUUAAUAUAUGGUCAGUUUAAUGUAUUCCAAUUUAACGGCCGAUAUAAACAAAAUUUCUGCUUUCAUCACUUUUAUCCUUAUUUACAUAGCCAGUCUAUACUAUUAUGUAUACAUCUUGUACCCACCCAAGCAUUCAACAGAAAGCAGAACGUACCUCCAUCACCAAAGAGCUGAUAUCUUAGAAAUUGCAUAUUGUAAUACUCAUUUUGACGUCAUAGUAUUUUUGUGUAUGUAAUCUUGCGUUACGUUGCUAUGAUAAAUAAAUAUGACUGAAAAAGAGCAGUAACACGGUCGAAAUAUUGCAGGAAAGUGUUUAGAGUUUUAAAAAAGAAAUUUUUUACUCCCAUAAAAGAGACCCAGGAGCACGAGUUUCACAAUAUCACUUAAAUUCAGUUCAGCUGUUUGGUGUCUACAACUCUUCUAGAAAAAUUUCAUAGAAAUGUAUGAAUCAUAAUGUCCCAUUCCCUAACCCAAGGCCAUGAAUUGCAUAAUACUGUAUCACUAUUAAUAGUUUCAAGUUGUCUGUGUAUGUAAUUAGAUGAUAGCAUAUCCGUGGAGAUCAACAAAAUUUGCUAAAUGUGAAUUAAGAAAUGUGGAUUUAAUGUCAGAAAGAAAGAAUGUCAGGUUCAUCCAAUUUCAACAUGCUCACCAAGCUGUAUGUGCAUCAUGUGCUUGAAGGUUUCUUAAACUGUGACCAUGCAGAACACAUGCUAAUGCAAAGAAAGAUGAAAGAUGGGCAAACAUGCAUGUCCCAUAUUGUGCAUGCAUUAAUGCUUGGAACAAGGAGUAGUUUGGUUUUAGGCAGCCAAUUAACAUUCAAUCAAAAACUAGUAACUCAAAUCACAAACAUUGAUUGAUAUAAUGCAGAUUGCAGACAAUGACAGGUAUUGGUUCCCUUCUGAUUCCACUGUGCAAAGUCUGACAAUACAAGUACAUCAGGUGAAGUAUAGAUGUAACAAUUGAUAUCAACAAUAUAUAAAGUUAUCAGUGGUUGGAGAGCCUCUACAGAACACGACAGAUAGGGGCUGCUUCUUCUGCCUCACACUACAAGACUGGAACUUUAUCACUUAUCUGAUUCUAAUUCAAAGGAGCAUCCUGGAUUGAUGGUAUUUUUAAAAUCAGGUGUUUGAAGGAUAGAAUUCCACACACAAUCGAAACUACCAAAUGGAUGCUUUAGAUAAAAAGGAAAAUUCUUCUCACCAAGGAUCACAAAUUCUUGUAAUGAAUAAUGGACUUUCCAUAUACUUAUUUUGCCAAGGAUAAUAUGUGUUGGCAUUUUUUAAAAGACAAUUUAAGGAUAUUCAAAAAGAGUAUCACUAUUGUAUUUCCAUGUGGGAUAAUUUAACUGCAUUGCAAAGAUACAUUGGUGGUAAGAACAUAUAAAGAAAUUUCUGAAUACUUCUCCUUCCGACAGAGAGAUAUGCCUUUGUAGCAGUUAUCAAAUAUAUACAAGGUGCCCGAUACAUGUGUACAACCACAAACUUUCAAGCGGGUGUAAAUCUUAUUAAUCCAUUGAUCAAUACAAUCAUCUCAGAAGAGGAAAAAAAAGGUACUUUCAAAAUCAGAUGAUAUAGCCCCCACUUGAAUUUGUUUCCUCUGUAUGUACGGGAUUAAUCAGAUGCUGAUCAGCUGUAUCCCAGGUAGAAGGCAUUGAUGGGAUAGAUUUUACUUGUGUGUAGCUACCAGCACUACUGUGUGGACCAGUAAGUGCUAGUGAUUCGAGGACUGCAGCUGGAUAUUAGUCUGCAGCUUGAAAGUUUCUGCAUCAAUCAGGUAAAAUUCUGUUGGAAGCUUAGAUCAUCCUUGAAUGUGAGGAAAUUUGGCUGCAUUAUUUUUCGACUGGAAUAUAGACAGAUUGGUUGAAAAUGCAUGAUUAUACAAGGAAAAUUCCUAACAAUGGAAUAUAAGUUCAAGGUUUGCUCUAAGUGCCUUUACCAUGUGAAAAGAUAAAACGUAAUUUUGGUUCAAUAAUCUACAGUACAAACCAUUGUUUAAAAUUCCAAAGGGACCAAAUUCUUUUAAAUGCCGAUUGGAAAUGUGAACACCUAUGAUAACAUUACAUCUUCCAGUGGAUUAACCAAUGGAAUGUUUGUGCUGGAAAAUAGCAGUGUCAGUCUUAGGACAAAGGGGUGUCCAUUUAACCAAGGAGAAUUCAAUGGAUCAGUCAACUGCACAGAUAUUCUUACCAUUGAAGAUGGACAUCAGGGAUAUAAUUGGCCAAUACUUCUCCUGACCCCUCUGAUAUUUUUUGGAGUGGGUGGGAAUAUUUUAGUGUGUAUGGCCAUUUCUAUGGAGAAACGUUUACAAAGUGUAACAAAUUAUUUUCUGCUGUCUCUUGCCAUUACUGACCUCCUGGUCUGCAUCAUAGUAAUGCCAUUCACAGUUGUGAAUGAUUUCACAGGAUACUGGUUAUUUGGGCCAAUCAUCUGUAACCUCUAUGUGACUGCGGAUGUUUUAAUGUGCACUGCAUCCAUACUGCAUCUCUGUACCAUAUCUCUAGAUCGUUACAUGGCCAUACGAUCACCGCUGACAACUAGAAACAUCUCCAAAUCUAUUGUCAUCAUUAAACUAGCCAUUGUUUGGAUCACCUCAUUAGCUAUAUCUAGUCCAAUAACCAUAUUAGGUUUCAUUAACGAGGGUAAUGUUUACUCUAAUCAGCACUGUGCAUUAUCCAAUGGUAAUUUCAAAAUCUAUGGAUCUGUCUGUGCUUUUUUCAUUCCACUAGUUAUCAUGGUUUUGUCUUAUGGAUUGACACUGUACACCUUAAUAAGCCAGUCAAACAAACUCCAUGCUCAAGGAAAGGAAAAUGAGCAGCCUGUUAUUAGACGCUCCUUGAGCAGAAAGCCAAUAAAACGAGGGACCAGGGUAAGAUUUCAGACAAGAAAUCGGGCCACCCACCAUCAGGAAGAUGCCAAUGAACACCUAUAUACACCAAUCAUCAAUCGAAAAUCCAAUCCCAAAUCAUUACAUUCAAGUAUGGAAAACAUUUCAGAAAUUUCAAGCCAGAAAGGCAUUUGUGCAUCAUCUCCAUUAUUAGACAACCACUUACAAUCCAGGAAAAAUCCAGUGAAAGAUUUAGAACUGUCAGAUUCUACAUGCCAUUUAAAUAUUGACCAAAGCCCUGGUGACAAGUCCAGAAAGGUCACACCUUGGGCAAGGUCCCGACUAAUCAUACCAAAUGGUCAUUCUAAUCACCUCAGAGGACUUGUCAGAAAGCACCAACUGGUUUUAAAGGCCACCAGCAUAUUACUAAUGAAGAAAACUCAUAUUCAGAAGCUAGAUGAUGUUCACACUGAGAAGAAGGCUUCUAAAGUCAUAGGAAUUGUAUUCGUCAUCUUCGUUGUGUGUUGGGCUCCAUUCUUCAUUCUCAACAUCAUGACACCGCUUUGUCAAGACUGCAAUUUUAAAGCAGCUUUGUAUGCAUCCUUCAACUGGUUGGGGUAUGUGUCCAGUACCCUGAAUCCAAUUAUCUACACCAUGUUUAACAAGACCUUCAAAAUGACCUUCAAGAAAUUACUGUUGUGUCGCUAUGACCGUAUUCAGAGGAAACAGAGAGUCCAGAGCUGGAUGGUCAGUAAUGGGUCUUUUUACCACAACGGAUCAGACUCCAACAACAGUAUUGAUAAGUGUGAAACGCCAUGUUAAAUGUUGCAAUAAAAACAAAAUGGAGAAAGGCGAUGAUAAUCAGCACUGUGGAUUACGACCAGCAGCAGUUGGAAACAGUAGAACAUAUAGGAUGUUAUAACUAGUAACUAUUGACAGAACUGGGACUGGUUUCCUUAGUUUCAUCCUAUGCGAUCUAUUGACGGAACUGAGACUGGUUUCCUUAGUUUCAUCCUAUGCGAUCAUUUGAAUCAAGAGUUCUGCAAACAAACUUUAUUAGAAAAUGAAAACUAAAUUCAUGUUGUUAUGAGUAAAAUGAAUACAAAUUACCAUAUGGAAUAUAAUGCAUUCCCAUGAGUUCUAAAUGACUAUAAGUACAGUGGGGAAAAUUUGUUAUAGAUUUCAAUAACUUUUGACAAUAGAAUUUUAAAAAAUGAAGAUUUAAAAGAAUGAAGUCCCCUAGCAUUUAAGGAAUUUUGUACUUUUGUACUUAUUAAAACCAAACUAAUUAAGCCAUAAAAUUGAUAUCAACCCAUACAUCCAUUUUUUUUUGUCCUUAAGAAUUUUUGUCUCUUAAUUGUUUUAUGAUUAUUCAUUUUGGUAUAUUAUAUAAUUUAUGUACUGUCAUAAUUGUCCUAUCUAAAAUAAAUGUACAAUAAUACAGAGAGUGCUUCAAAUACUUGUUGCAAUAUAUUUGUCACAGACUUGAAAUUUAUAUACAGUAUACUUCAUGAGUUGAUUAACCUGAGCUGUGAUAGAAUAAACAUUUCAGAUCAAAAA
Molecule: messenger RNA, 4650 nt
Organism: Ostrea edulis (European flat oyster)
Lineage: Eukaryota; Metazoa; Mollusca; Bivalvia; Ostreida; Ostreidae
Product: 5-hydroxytryptamine receptor 2C-like
Exons: 3
Coding region: 2290-3912 (540 amino acids)
Biological process (GO): adenylate cyclase-activating adrenergic receptor signaling pathway
Cellular component (GO): membrane
Molecular function (GO): dopamine neurotransmitter receptor activity, coupled via Gi/Go; G protein-coupled receptor activity
Source: RefSeq, a predicted model, not a curated record